Molecule: messenger RNA, 840 nt
Organism: Colletotrichum orchidophilum
Lineage: Eukaryota; Fungi; Ascomycota; Sordariomycetes; Glomerellales; Glomerellaceae
Product: cutinase
Exons: 4
Coding region: 1-840 (279 amino acids)
Molecular function (GO): hydrolase activity
Source: RefSeq, a predicted model, not a curated record
AUGAGAAUCAAUACUAGCACGGCCGCCUUCGCCGGCCUCCUCGCCGCCGCCACCAGCGCCACGGCUCAAAACGCGACGAGCACCUGCGCGACUGGCGUGUACAUCAUCGUGGCCCGCGGCAGCAACGAAGCCCCCGGAUCCGGCAGAAUCGGUAGCGUCGCCAAUGGCACCGUGGCAGCCAUCCCCGGGUCCCAGAUCGCGCCGCUCGACUAUCCGGCGUCGUUUGACAACUACUCCAGCUCCGUCGCCGUGGGCGCGGAGGCCCUGAAGGCCGCGUUGACAUUGUACAACUCGCGAUGCCCAAACUCCAAGGUUGCGCUGUUGGGAUACUCGCAGGGUGCACAGGUGACAGGCGACAUUUUGUGCGGCAGCGUCGACGAAGACGAGGGUGAGGCUCUGAACAUUGAGUUCAACCAGACAGCUCCCGUUGCCGCAUCCGUCGUGGACCAAAGUGUCAUUGCUGUGGUCCUCUUUGGAGACCCAACACACAAUGUCAGUGCAAGCUGGAACAAGGGCACGAGUAAGCGUAAUGGACUCUUCCCCCGUGAGAAUGUCACCAAGUGCGAGGCGUACGCGUCCAAGAUCGAGUCAUACUGCGACACGGGAGACAUCUACUGCGAUCUCGGUAACAACACCAGCGUUCACGGGUCAUACUUUGCCAACUACACGGACGAUGCAGUCGAGUUUAUCGCGGCGCAGUAUAAUGCGUCCCAGGAAACAAAAGGUUCUUCCCCGACGGCCACCCCUACCACGAUUCCAGGCUCCGGAUCUGCCGCAUCUGCUCCGGGCUUGCUGAUGUCCUUGGCUGGUUUGUCUAUGCUUGCCGCUUUCAUCUUGUAA